Molecule: messenger RNA, 1065 nt
Organism: Hydra vulgaris (swiftwater hydra)
Lineage: Eukaryota; Metazoa; Cnidaria; Hydrozoa; Anthoathecata; Hydridae
Product: epimerase family protein SDR39U1
Source: RefSeq, a predicted model, not a curated record
UAAUUGCAUUAAUGAUAGAUUUUUAAGUUUCAGUUUUGAUAAAUAUUUUGAGGGAUAAUGAAAGUAUUGCUCGGAGGCGGCACGGGUUUUAUUGGCAGAUAUUUGAGCAAGGCUCUUAUUGAUCGUGGACACAGUGUAGUUGUUAUUUCUCGAACACCUAGAUUAAAAGCUGUUACUUGGCAACAACUUGAUUCACAGCAAAGUCUACCAGAUUGCGAUGCUGUUGUAAACCUGUCAGGAGAGAACAUAUUAAACUUUAUGCGGCGGUGGAAUGAUAAGUACAAGCAAGAUGUAUAUGAAAGCCGAAUUGGAAAGAAUAAAUUGUUAGUAAACUUAAUUUGUCAAGCUACUAAAAAACCGAAAGUUUGGGUUUCCGCCCAUGCAGUUGGUUAUUAUCCUGUAACAGAUGAAAAAGAGUUUGAUGAAGAUUAUGUACUUAAAACACCUAAAACUUACAUAGAAAGUCUUUGUAAGGAUUGGGAAAACAGUGCUGUUUUACCAGAUACCGAAAGCACUCGUCAUGUAGGAAUCAGAAUUGGUGUUGUUUUGGGUCCUGAUGGUGGCAUCAUUCAGCAGUCGUACUGGCCUUUUUAUUUUGGCUUAGGAGGUGUUAUAGGAUCUGGAAAGCAGUAUUUUCAUUGGGUACACAUAAAAGAUAUUGUUAAUUUGUUUGUACACGCUAUUGAAAAUGAAUUUGUUACCGGGAUUUUGAAUGGUGUCGCACCAAAUCCUUGCACAAACGAAACAUUUACUAGAACUUUUGGCGCCGUUCUAAACAGACCUACAUGGUUCUCGGUCCCUGAGUUUGCAAUGAAGUUUGCAGCAGGUACAGAACGCUCAGAUAUUAUUUUAAAAGGGAAUAAAGUCAUUCCAAAGCGAACACUUGAAUCUGGGUUUGAAUUUCAAUAUCCAGAUAUUAAAAACGCAAUGAAAGAUAUUUUAAAAAAAUAAAUUACCUGUUUUUUUUGCGCAUACCUUCUGUUAGCAUAUGCGCAUAAUCUUGCAUAAAAAUGUAGCUUUUUUCUAAAAUGAUUCAAAAAAAAUUGAAUAGUUUUUCGCGGUCUA